Molecule: messenger RNA, 1081 nt
Organism: Sinocyclocheilus grahami
Lineage: Eukaryota; Metazoa; Chordata; Actinopteri; Cypriniformes; Cyprinidae
Product: arf-GAP with GTPase, ANK repeat and PH domain-containing protein 3-like
Exons: 3
Coding region: 1-456 (151 amino acids)
Biological process (GO): activation of GTPase activity
Cellular component (GO): nucleus
Molecular function (GO): GTPase activator activity; protein binding; GTPase activity
Source: RefSeq, a predicted model, not a curated record
AUGGUGGAAGAGAAGGAGCGCUGGAUCCGGGCGAAGUACGAGCAGAAGUUGUUCCUGGUGGGGCUUCCUCAGUCAGACGUGCCUCUGGGACAGCAGCUCCUGCGGGCCGUGGUGGAGGACGACCUGAGGCUAGUGGUUGUCCUGCUGGCCCACGGCACCAAGGAAGAGGUCAACGAGACGUAUGGGGACGGCGACGGACGUACCGCCCUGCACCUGUCCUGCGCCAUGGCUAAUGUGGUCCUCACGCAGCUGCUCAUCUGGUACGGCGUGGACGUGAAGAGUCGCGACGCCCGCGCUCAGACGCCGCUGUCCUACGCCCAGCGAGCAGGAAGUCAGGAGUGCGUCGACAUCCUCAUCCAACACGGUUGUCCCGUGACGCCCACAGCCACCCAACACAAUCCCAACAUCAACAACAACGCUCAAUGCGAGCUGAACCGUAGUGUUAGCAUCAUGUGAUCGUGGCCCGCAGUGUCUCUAGUGUCUCUUCUCAAAGAUGUUGAUGUUCCCAUAGAUGCUGCUCUCGUUAAAUGGCAUCAUUUCCCUCAGCAGUACGUCUUUAUUAGGAAACUGUGCGUAAUGCCACAUGUGGCACGUAAACCCAUUACCCUCAUGACGACUUCCUGUGACCAAUGUUAGCGUACGGCAAGAAUUAGCAGUGUUAACAUUAUCAAUGCGUGUUAUUUUUAAGCUGAAGAAAAUUAGGUUUUUAAGGAUCCUUUCUUGUGUGUGUAUAGAACAAAAAAAUGAAAUGAUGGGCAACAGGUUCUAAAGAUAAGUUCGAUUUUUUUAAGGUACAUCGGUUUAGAAAUAAUCAGACGACAGUAAUGGAUCCUCUGCAUUGCGCCCACGCGUUUUUGUCCAUCAGAACAUUAAAUUAUGUUGUUACAGGGAAAAUUCUGUUAUUAUUUACUGCCCCCCCAAACUUUCUUUCUUCUGCUGAAUACACGCUUUAAAAAAAAAAGAUAUUUGGAAGAAUAUUGGUAACCAAAGAGUUUUGGUUCACAUCGAAGUCAAUAAACAAAACUGUUUGAUUACCAACAUUCUUCAAAAUAUGUUCUUUUAUGUUCCACAAAACAAAUAA